Molecule: messenger RNA, 4151 nt
Organism: Mercenaria mercenaria
Lineage: Eukaryota; Metazoa; Mollusca; Bivalvia; Venerida; Veneridae
Product: vacuolar protein sorting-associated protein 35-like
Exons: 17
Coding region: 33-2450 (805 amino acids)
Biological process (GO): retrograde transport, endosome to Golgi; intracellular protein transport
Cellular component (GO): retromer, cargo-selective complex; late endosome; retromer complex
Source: RefSeq, a predicted model, not a curated record
UUUUUUCCCAGAUAGUCACAUGAUCAGUCAAGAUGCCCUCUACACCACAGCUGUCUCCACAGGAGGAACAAGAGAAGCUUCUAGAGGAGGCUCUCAGCAUUGUGAAAAAUCAGUCGUUUCAGAUGAAAAGAUGCCUUGAUAAAGGCAAGUUAAUGGACGGACUGAAGCAUGCAUCAACAAUGCUUGGAGAGUUGAGAACAUCCAUGUUAUCACCUAAAAGUUACUAUGAACUGUAUAUGUCAAUAUCGGAUGAACUGAGACAUCUAGAGCUGUAUCUGGUAGAUGAAUUUCAGAAAGGAAGAAAAGUUUCAGAUUUGUACGAGCUGGUUCAAUAUGCUGGGAAUAUUGUUCCUAGAUUGUAUUUGUUGAUAACAGUUGGUGUAGUGUACAUCAAAACAAAUGAACUGUCAAGAAAAGAUAUCCUGAAAGAUCUGGUGGAGAUGUGCCGAGGAGUUCAACACCCACUGCGUGGCCUCUUUCUCAGAAACUACCUUCUACAGUGCACCAAAAAUGUCUUGCCAGAUGUAGAAGUUGAAGCAAAUUCUGGAGAGUAUGAAGCUGGUACCAUCUCUGACUCGGUUGAUUUUAUCCUACUGAAUUUCUCUGAGAUGAACAAAUUAUGGGUACGCAUGCAGCAUCAGGGUCAUACACGUAACAAGGAGAAACGAGAAAGGGAGCGGCAAGAAUUACGUAUUCUUGUCGGAACAAAUCUGGUGCGACUCAGUCAGCUGGAGUGCAUUGACAUGAACAGAUAUAAAAAGGGUGUACUACCUGGUGUGUUGGAGCAGGUUGUAAGCUGUAGGGAUCCAAUAGCCCAGGAAUAUCUCAUGGAAUGUAUUAUACAGGUCUUUCCAGAUGAUUUCCACCUACAGACCCUCAGUCCAUUUCUGCGAGCUUGUGCAGAGCUACAUGCUAGUGUUAAUGUGAAAAAUAUCAUCAUUUCUUUGAUUGACAGGCUGGCCCAAUUUGCCCAGAAUGAGGAAGGAGCUGGUAUUCCCCCAGAGAUACAACUGUUUGAUAUUUUCUCUCAGCAGAUUGCACAAGUUAUACAGAAUCGUCCAGACAUGCCACCAGAAGAUAUUGUAUCAUUGCAAGUAGCCCUUAUCAACCUUGCCCUGAAAUGUUACCCAGACAAGAUAGAAUAUGUGGACAAAGUCUUAGAAACUACAGAGGAUAUAUUUAACAGGCUAAACUUAGAUCAAAAUCUACGUAUAUACCGCAGCCUGGAGCAUGGAAGUUCUGUCUCGAAGGAGCUGAUGAGGUUGAUGAAGAUCCCUGUAGAUAACUACAACAAUAUCCUUACCGUCCUCGAACUGCAGCACUUUGGACCGUUGUUUGAAUACUUUGAUUAUCAGAGUCGGAAAGUGAUGAGCUGCUACCUGAUAACUAAUGCGUUAGAUAAUGAGACAGAUAUACCAAAUCAGGAACAGGCGGACAGUUUGUUAUCAAUUAUCAGUGUACUUGUACAAGAUCAGAAUGAUCAGCCUGAGGAGGGAGAUGAUCCAGAAGACUUCGCGGAGGAGCAAGGUCUCAUGGGCAGAUUCAUCCAUCUCCUCCAGUCUGAGGAUCCCAACCAGCAGUACCUGAUUUUGAAUACAGCUAGGAAACAUUUUGGUGCAGGGGGUGACAAAAGGAUCAAGUUUACGCUGCCACCUAUAGUGUUCUCAGCUUACAGACUGGCUAACAGAUACAGAGAACAUUCAGAGGAGGAUGAGAAUUGGGAGAAGAAAUGUCAGAAGAUAUUCCAGUUUUGUCACCAGACAAUCGGAGCCCUGAUCAAGGCAGAGCAGGCUGAGAUACCACUUAGGUUGUUCUUGCAGGGAGCCAUGGCUGCCGGGGGUAUAGGCUUUGAAAAUCAUGAGACAGUGGCAUAUGAGUUUAUGUCACAGGCAUUUUCCCUGUAUGAGGAUGAAAUCUCUGACAGUAAAGCUCAGUUGGCAGCUAUUACAUUGAUUAUAGGCACACUGGAACAGAUGUCGUGUUUCGGUGACGAGAAUCAUGAACCGUUAAGAACACAGUGUGCGCUGGCUGCAUCCAAACUUUUGAAGAAGCCAGACCAGUGUAGAGGUGUGGCAACUUGCUCACAUCUAUUCUGGUCAGGGAAGAGCACUUCAGUGGAAGGGGAGACACGUGAUGGUAAGAGGACGUCAGAUUGUUUGAAGAAGGGUGUAAAGAUUGCUAACCAGUGUAUGGAUAAUUCCGUACAAGUACAGCUGUUUGUAGAACUACUUAACCACUAUACAUACUAUUAUGAGAAAGGAAAUGACCAGGUGACCAUACAAGUAUUAAAUCAGCUGAUAGCAAAAAUAAAAGAGACAUUACCAAACCUAGAGGCCAACGAGGAGACAGAACAAAUAAACAAACAUUUCCAGAAUACUGUCGAACAUUUACAAUCAAUGAAACAACUCGGAGAUUCAGAUGGACCAGAUUAUAGUGAACUUGUCAUUUAAAAUGAUCUAUAUAUGUGAAAUAAUAUUUAUUACGAUUGUAAACAUUUAUAAAUGGUGAAAAACAGUGAGCAGUAACAGUUGGAAAGGACCUAGCUGUUGGUAACUGGUUAAUUUGUUGGUAACUGGUUAAUUAACCAAAAUACAGAAAAUGUAUUUGUGAAAUACUGUCAGAUGUUGGUGAAUGUUGAUCUACAUGUAGUUAUAUACAAAUAUUGAAGAAACAUCUUAGCUGUGUAUAAAGAUGUAUAAAAUACAUUUAAUUUAUUAAUUAUUUGGUAUGGUGAAAAAGAGACAUUUGAAAGAAUACAACAGUAUCUUAUAUUAUUGGAAUGUAUAACUGUAUAAAAGCAGUCUUUCUGGAGGUGAUAGAUUGUCAGUUUUAUAGAAUUUAAAAAUUGAACAGAGCUGAUAUUUUUCUACUUCAGGUGUCUGAUAAAACUGAACAUAUGGUGACAUUUAUCUGCUGUCAAGUAAUGUUAAGAACAGGAGAUGUACAUGUAUGUACAAUAGUUUCAUCACCAUCAGUGCAUGAAUCACAGUUUCCAUAACAGGGUUUUGUUGGUCAAUUUCUUUCAUGUUUUAUCAACUUAUUUUGAAAAACUUACGAAAAAAAUAUCAGUAUUAUAUACUUAAUCAAUUUAAAGAAUAGAAAGAAUGGUUAUAUAUUUGAAUUUUAAAAAUAUCUGUCAGGCUGGGGUUAUUUCCUAUUACAAAUUCCUGUCAGUGUUGGCCAAAUUUUAUUUUCAAUUUCGACUACGUUUCAGAUCCUUAUAAAAUUAUGAAAUUGGUAAGAAAAUAUUGUUACUUUUUCAAAAUGAUAACUUUUCAAACCUUUCUCAUGCAGGAGUUUACAUACAAUUUUCCUUUGAAAAAUGCAUAUUUUAAAACCUUCCUUUCUACACCACUGUGGAUUCCUUUAAAAAUGGAAAUCAAAUGUCACAUGUAUUUGGCUUUUUGCAUUAUCAGACAAAUAUUUAAUUUAAUUUUGCCACAGAGUUGAUAAAACAAACAGUUUUUCUGUUCAGCGUACAUCAUUUUAGCCAUCCUGGUGUGAACUGUAGUUGAUAUCUCUGAAACUUGAUUUCAGUGUUGUGAUGUUUGUUGUCGUUAAAGGUAUACUAUACACAGAAUUUGUAAUUCGAAAUAGGAAUAAUUACUACAUAUAUUUAUGUAGACAUAACAAUUAACAAAUAUAUGUUUUUAUAGUACAAUGCAUUAGGUUUAAGAUAGUACACACUUUAUAUAUGUGUAGCUACCGGUAAAUACAGUAUAAAUGUGUCCUACAUGUGUAGCUAAAUACAGUAUAAAUGUGGCCUACAUGUGUAGCUAAAUACAGUAUAAAUGUGUCCUACCACUAAAAACUUGUAAGUUUUUGAACAGUGGUCUGUUACUGCAUGACAUUAUGAAUGUAGCUCUACACACGCAAUUAAUUCAUAUAUGUAGCAAAGUUAUAUACAUUUGAUAAGGAUUUUCUACAUUUGGCAUAAAAUAUUUAGCUGAAAGAUGGACAUUGAAUAUCUUUGAUAAUAUGGACCAGCCUAGACCCGCAGUUAAUCAUGAACAGCAUUUGGCUUUGAUUAGAUCUCACAGAUUUAAUAUUUAACUCUAGACAAGUGCUUUUAAUUAUAAUUGUUAAGUGUAUGAAAUGUUUUAAAGUGUGCAAUACUCUGUUGAAAUUUGUAAUAAAAUGUGGAAAUAUAA